UUUGUCAGAACUUAUAAAUAAUUGAAUCAAGCUAUAAACAAAAUAUUAAACAAUGAGUAAUAUUUAUAUUCAGGAACCACCGACUUCAGGAAAGGUUCUCCUCAAGACUACCGCUGGUGACAUAGAUAUAGAAUUAUGGUCUCGGGAAUGUCCCAAAGCAUGUCGCAACUUUAUACAACUUUGUAUGGAAGGAUACUACACUGGCACAAUUUUUCAUCGCGUAGUCAAAGGUUUCAUUGUACAAGGUGGUGAUCCCAAUGGCGAUGGAACUGGUGGAGAAUCCAUUUACGGUCACACAUUUAAGGAUGAAUUUCAUUCUCGUCUACGUUAUGCGCGGCGUGGACUUGUUGGAAUGGCAAAUGCCGAUAAAGAUGAUAAUGGGUCACAGUUUUUCUUCACUUUGGCCGCCACACCGGAGCUUCAAAACAAAAACACGCUUUUCGGCAAGGUGACAGGUGAUACUUUGUACAAUAUGCUAAAACUGGAGGAGGGUUUAGUGGAUCAUAAUGAACGUCCCAUGUAUCCUCAAAGGAUAUUGGGCGUUGAAAUAUUAAGCAAUCCUUUUAACGAUAUAGUGCCACGAAAAGUAGCAAAAGAAAUUAAAAAGGAAAAGACGAAGAAACGAGAAAAGGGAGUCAAAAAUUUUGGGUUGCUUUCAUUUGGUGAAGAAGCAGAGGAAGAUGAGGAAGAAACUAAUCAAUUUGUACAAAAAAAUGCGGGGAAGGCAAAAUCAAUGCACGAUGUGGUAGAUGACCCCAAACUUAGCAAGGAUGCUUUACGUAUCGAAGAUACCAACAUAAGGUCAGAUGAUGAAGAGAUGUUGGAAGAGGAACGAAGACUGGCAUGUGUCAAAAAUGAACCAGUGAAUGAUGAUGAUAUAGAGGAGCGUCGGCAGCGAAUCAAAGAUAAAUUGCAGACAAAUGCGGCUAAAAAAGUAAUUAAAACGGAAGCAGUUGAAAUAAAAGAGGAAUUGUCUGACUCUGAUGAAGAUGUUCUGCUGACACAGGAGCAGGAGCAAAAAAUAAAAAGCGAAUUGAAGAGGAAUGAAAUUCGACAAGAAAUUCAAAACCUGAAGAAACAAUAUCAAACUGAAAAACGUCAAAGAGAAAAUUUGGGUGAUAAAAAAACGGAGAAGAGUAAAAUUGACGAAUUAAAUGUUAACCCCGCUGAGGAUAAUGAAUUCAUAAAAAAUUUUGUUGAUGAAAAAGUGAAAUACAAUGGCUUAAAAUCAAAAAUACCAAAAAAGGGUGCCAGCCGAGAAGAUUUUACUUUAAGCUUACUAUCGAAAUUUCGAAAUAAAUUGGAUGCACUUAAACAGAAGCAAUCUGAAUCGAAUGAAAUCAAUGAGUCUUUAGAUGAUGGAACCAUAGAGAAAGAAAUUCAGGGCGACGAUUGGUUGGCGCACACAUUAAAGUUCGAAGAAGCGACACCCAUAUUGGCGAAGGAUGCGUCCACUAAGGGUGACGAUUGGUACGAUGCAUAUGAUCCUAGAAAUCCGCUUAACAAACGUAAAAGAGGAGAAGGUUCUAAAAGUGGGGGAAGUAGUAGUAAAAGUUCUAAACGGCAUUAGUGAAAAUUUGAAACAUAUUUAUUUUGGUAUCAAAAUAUAAAACUUGGAAGAAAAGAAUUUACAAUA
Bactrocera tryoni is the source of this 1636-nucleotide messenger RNA. RefSeq names its product spliceosome-associated protein CWC27 homolog. Gene Ontology annotation, cellular component: catalytic step 2 spliceosome. Lineage: Eukaryota; Metazoa; Arthropoda; Insecta; Diptera; Tephritidae. Gene Ontology annotation, molecular function: peptidyl-prolyl cis-trans isomerase activity. The coding region runs from base 53 to 1570 and encodes 505 amino acids. The transcript is spliced from 4 exons. The record is from RefSeq and is a predicted model, not a curated record. Gene Ontology annotation, biological process: protein peptidyl-prolyl isomerization; protein folding.